AUUUUAUCACGCGAUAUUUAUUCCCAUCGUGUUGCCGUGCCGCCUCCGAGAACAUGACCUCGAGAUCGCUGAGCGUACUAGGCGAUGACGGGGCUGGGAAGAAAACUCUUCUCGGCUGCCUGAUUUAUAUGUGCGGGCUUGGGCUGUCACAAUUGCAGGAACUUGAACAGAAAGGAAUUCGAUAUGGAGACAUUGUGAUAUUCCUUGAGAAGAGAGGGCAUCCUCAAUCGUUUUAUGCUCCAUCGGGCCUCUUUAGAGUUGAGGAUAGUCAGACGCCUGACAUUGCCAUUUGGGUUGUUGAUGGCUCAGAUUCAUUGAUCUGGGCCGCAUCGGCGAAGAAACUGGCAGCUCUACUGUCAAGUGGUGAGCUUCAACCACGAGAGAAGCUGAUCAUUGCGGUUAACAAAAUUGACUCGGUCAGCUGGUCUGAGAAGACAUUCAACGAUGCAGUUCAGGUGUUCAGCGCUCUCAACUUAAAUGACCGUACAUUCAUCAUUCCAGUUUCCGCUUCCAAAGGGCAGAAUGUACUUCCAGACUCAAAGGGGCCUUCAUGGGCGGCCUGUAUAUCUCCCCAACAAUUCGGGGGCUCUAAAAUGGUAUCAGGUGAUCGCUUGACGAGUCUACUUGGAUGAAUAUAGCAUUAUCAUCCUUUGGUCUAUUCCAAGUCCUUCCAUGGCAGUAUUUUUAGAAUGAGACGACCUGGUCCUUCCAUGACCAUAAAAGAAUAUGAAGCGGUCUGACUCUA
This is a messenger RNA of Fusarium redolens, 745 nucleotides long. RefSeq lists its product as uncharacterized. The transcript has 5 exons. Gene Ontology annotation, molecular function: GTPase activity; GTP binding. The coding region runs from base 54 to 632 and encodes 192 amino acids. NCBI's taxonomy places the organism in Eukaryota, Fungi, Ascomycota, Sordariomycetes, Hypocreales, Nectriaceae. The record is from RefSeq and is a predicted model, not a curated record.